CCCUCAUUAUUUGCUGUCGCGGCCCAGCCUCUUCUUAGGAAGGAGCUAAUUGCAUCAUGGUCUCGUCGUGAGUCCAGCGCUGCGCCUAAUCUGACGCCGCUUGUGUCGCCCUGCUUUCUCUUCGUUUCCCUUUCCUGCACAUCCUGAAUUGACACCUCAUUGUUAACUUCUGUCGCUCCUUCAUCUCGAGCACGGCGUUGCGGCUGCCCCUCCCCCAUCAUCACUCGGCUUCCCCGGAGUCACCUACCGGCUAAUUGCCCCGACGACCGCGCAACUCGACGACAUCCGUCAUCUCGCCGCCGCCCAGCGCAAAUUGCGCAAACUCUGGUGAACCUGUCGUUCCUCAUCAGCAUUCAUCAUGCCUGCAGUACCUGAAUUGCUCAAUGCGAUAGCGCAGCUGGGCAAUCUGGCGCCUCGUGCUUAUGGCAGCGAUAGCCUGCUCCCGCGCAAGCCUGCUAUUGACAUUGAGGCGCCUCGCACAGCACCAGUCUCGAAGCGACAACAGAUGACCAUACAGCCGGGAAUAAUACCCACAUACUACAACCUAGAUGGCCCCGAGCCAGGCACAGUGGUCGGCAUCGUCUUAGGCAGCGUCGGAGGCUUCCUGCUCGUCGUCUGGCUGCUCUACUCCCUCACCAAUGCCAGCAGAGCCGGCACGACAACUGCCAUGGCGGGCGAAGAGGAAAUCGUAGUGCGCAGGCCUAGACGCAAUUCGCAUGGAAACAGGUCCCGGCGCAAUUCGCAUGCGCAGAUGCGCGAAGUUAGCAGGAGCCCAAGGCAGUCGAGUGGCCGCUCACACGUCAUAGUGGAGGAGAGGAGAGGACCGCCGCCGCCGCGGACAAGAAGCAUCAUCGUUGAAGACCGGCGGAGAGUGCCGAAUGACGAUGUGGUCGAAGUCAUUGAAGAACAUGAAGAGGAGUACAGAGAGAGGCGAGGCAGUCGACGGGGGGGAUAUCGGUGAUCAAUGCUACUGAUCAACGCGCCGCUUAGCCGGCACAUCCACAACAUUACUUCAACUGCUCUCGGCAUCUUGCCGUGCUGCAACCACCUUAGGAUACCCUUUUUGUUUUAAUCAUUCUGUUGUAUCUUUUUCACCGCACCUAAGCAGGGCCUUGUGGCUACUGCAAGAUCAGCAUACAGUACAUA
Boeremia exigua is the source of this 1146-nucleotide messenger RNA. RefSeq lists its product as uncharacterized. Lineage: Eukaryota; Fungi; Ascomycota; Dothideomycetes; Pleosporales; Didymellaceae. The record is from RefSeq and is a predicted model, not a curated record. The coding region runs from base 359 to 961 and encodes 200 amino acids. The transcript is spliced from 2 exons.